AUGAGGCGAACAGAGCAUCAUUCGAGGCCACAUUACAAUUACCAAACACAGCAACAAUAUUAUACACAGCAACAGUAUCAAACUCAAGAAUCUCAUUCGGUCAUACUGGUAACUGCUGGUUAUGAUCAUACCAUUCGUUUUUGGGAAGCUUUGAGUGGUAUUUGCUCUAGAACUAUUCAACACCCUGAUUCGCAAGUCAAUAGACUAUGUAUUUCUCCAGAUAAAAGGUACCUUGCGGCUGCAGGAAACCAACAUAUUCGACUAUAUGACAUUAACAGCUCUAAUCCGAAUCCGAUUACUUCCUUUGAUGGUCAUGUCGGAAAUGUAACAGCCGUUGGAUUUCAUUGUGAAGGAAAAUGGAUGGUCACGGGUAGCGAGGAUGGUACUUUGAAAAUUUGGGAUACAAGAGCGCCGUCAAUUCAGCGCAAUUAUGAUCAUAAAGCACCUGUUAAUGAUGUAGCAAUUCAUCCUAAUCAAGGUGAAUUAAUUUCCUGUGAUCAAAAGGGAAGCAUAAAAAUUUGGGACUUGGGAGAAAAUUCUUGUACGCAUGAAUUGAUCCCUGAAGAAGAUAUUCCGAUGCGUUCAGUUACUGUUGCAAUAGACGGUUCAAUGCUUGUCGCUGCGAAUAACAAAGGUAAUUGUUAUGUGUGGGAAAUGUCCAAUAAUAGGGAUUUUACGGAUUUAGAGCCACUUACAACAUUUUCAGCACAUAAGAAAUAUAUCACCCGAUGUUUAUUGAGUCCAGACGUUAAGCAUUUGGCAACGUGUUCUGCAGAUACAACGGUUAAAAUAUGGUCUACUGCUAAUAAUGAAUUUGAAUUGGAUAAAGAACUAAAAGGACAUCAACGAUGGGUGUGGGAUUGCGCGUUCUCCGCCGACUCUGCUUAUUUGGUCACUGCAUCUUCUGAUCAUGUGGCACGCCUUUGGGAGUUGCAACAAGGUGAAACCAUAAGACAGUAUAAUGGACAUCAUAAAGCUGCUGUUUGUGUAGCAUUAAACGAUUUAUCAAUUGGAAGUUGA
Racocetra persica is the source of this 1020-nucleotide messenger RNA. NCBI's taxonomy places the organism in Eukaryota, Fungi, Glomeromycota, Glomeromycetes, Diversisporales, Gigasporaceae. The record is from the annotation of a GenBank genome assembly.